AUGGAGAAGGGAAUGAGAUCUCAAAAUGCUCAUUGCUUGGUCUUGCCAUUCCCAACCCAAGGCCACAUUAAUCCCAUGCUCCAAUUCUCUAAACGUCUACAACACAAAGAAAUCAAAGUCACACUAGCCAUCACCCGCUUCAUAUUCAAGACCACCAAGCACCAGCUCUCCGGCUCCGUCACGGUGGAGACAAUCUCCGACGGCUACGAUGAAGGUGGUCGUGCACAAGCAGAGAGCAGAGAGGCCUACUUGGAUCGAUUGCACCAGGUCGGCGAGCAAACUCUGACCAACCUGGUUGAAAAGCUCCGCGACAUAGGCCAACCCGUGGAUUGUAUUGUGUAUGAUGCUUUCUUGCCUUGGGCUCUUGAUGUAGCCAAACGGUUUGGAUUGGUUGGAGCUGCGUUUCUCACUCAAUCUUGUGCUGUGGACAAUAUCUACUAUCAUGUGUACAACCAAAUUUUGAAACUUCCUGUCACGGGACCUAAAGUUCUUGUUCCUGGAUUGCCCCCACUUGAACCUUUGGACUUGCCCUCUUUUGUUUAUGAUUUUGAGUCACACCCACCUCUCUACAAAUUGGUUAUGAAUCAAUUCUCCAAUAUUGAUAAAGCAGAUUGGGUCCUCUGCAACACCUUCUAUGAGUUAGAGAAAGAGGUGGUGGAUUGGAUGGCGAAGCUUUGGCGAUUGAGGACAAUUGGACCAACUAUACCAUCAAUUUACUUAGACAAACGAAUCCAAGAUGACAAAGCAUAUGGUCUGACUAUGUUCAAGCCGAGCAACGACGAUUGCAUAAAAUGGCUAGACGAGAAGCCAGAUGGGUCAGUCGUCUAUGUGUCAUUUGGGAGUUUGGCAGAGCUAGGAAUUGAGCAAAUGGAAGAACUAGCAUGGGGUUUGAGAGGAAGCAACAAGUACUUUUUGUGGGUGGUCAGGGCAUCAGAAGAGGCUAAGCUUCCGAAAGACUUUGUGGAGGAGACAUCAAAGAAGGGAUUGGUGGUGUCAUGGUGUCCACAGAUGGAAGUUUUGUCACACAAGGCGAUGGGAUGUUUUGUGACACAUUGUGGGUGGAACUCUACCUUGGAGGCAUUGAGCUUGGGGGUUCCAAUGGUGGCAAUUCCUCAGUGGACGGACCAAACCACGAACGCCAAGUAUGUCACGGAUGUGUGGGGAAUGGGGCUCAAGGCCAAGCGCGACGAGAAAGGGAUAGUUAGAGGAUCAGAGGUGGAGCAUUGCAUAAGGGAAGUGACAGGGAGAGAGAGAGGGAAAGAGAUCAAAAUGAAUGCCAUAAAAUGGAGGGAAAUGGCAAAGGAAUCAGUGGAUGAAGGAGGAAGUUCUGAUAGAAACAUCGACGACUUUGCUGCAAAUUUAGUAAAUUCUUGAAUCCGCUAUUGAGUUCCUCUUGAAACAAUAAUUUUGCAAUUUUAAGAGUCGUCUGACUAUUGUGGUGCACAAUAAAUAUUGUAAGUCACUAUGUUGCGUUUGGGCAAUUUAAAUCGAUACCUUGA
This is a messenger RNA of Cornus florida, 1499 nucleotides long. Its product is annotated as mogroside IE synthase-like. Gene Ontology annotation, molecular function: UDP-glycosyltransferase activity. Bases 1 to 1374 code for a protein of 457 amino acids. Lineage: Eukaryota; Viridiplantae; Streptophyta; Magnoliopsida; Cornales; Cornaceae. The transcript has 2 exons. The record is from RefSeq and is a predicted model, not a curated record.